CAAGGGUCUUUCCUUCCGGAUCUCUCCAAGCGGACCCCGGCGAUCUGCCCUGGUUAGACACGGAGUUACUUUCGGCGAUCUCAACCUUAUGCCCCUUCCUAUUCCAUUCGCAUCUGACAGUCUGGUAAUAAUCAACAACGCAGCCUUCGCCUGGUGGAUUCAAACCAACUUGGUCCAGCCUGCGCUCCCGCCCUUUUGCUUUGGAGAAGAGAGUGCUCCUUCCGGUUGGUGACCUAAGUUGGUUUCCAUCUGAACUCACUUGCAGGUGGCACACUGCUCACUUUACUCACGGUAACUUGAGCUACCUUAUCUUAGGUGGCUGGCCUCUAUCGGAAAUAAAGCCUGAAACAACACCUUGGUUCAGCGUUGGUAAUAUCGUCGAUACCUUUGUGGAUAUCAGGCCGUUCAAUCGUUCCAGAGCCUUUUGAGCAAUCACUGAACCCAUACAUUUCAGCAAUCAACGGCACAGCAGAAAGCAUGGCGGAACAACCCAAGAAGAUCAGGUUCCUAGGCCUUCACGGCAUGGGCACGAGCGCCGAGAUCCUAAAGUCCCAGACAGUCGCCUUUCGAUCCAAACUCCCAGACAACUUCACAUUCGAGUUCCUCGACGCGCCCUUCACCUGUGCCCCGGCCCCGGGCACCGACAUCCUCUUUUCCUCGGGCCAUUACGCCUGGUGGACAGAUCAGACCGUCGAUGGCAUCCGCGGCUCGCACCAGGUGCUGGAUGACUUCGUCGCGGCCCACGGGCCCUUCGACAUGGUGUUGGGCUUCUCGCAGGGCUGCUCCCUGAUCGGCAGCUACCUCCUGUAUCAUGCACGCGAGACGCCGGACAAGCCGCUGCCAUUCAAGGCGGCCGUCUUCAUCUGCGGCGGCAUGCCGCUGCCCGUGCUCGAGGAUCUCGGCAUCAACGUGCCCCCGCGGGCCAAGGCCAUCAACGACAUGACGAGCAAGAUGAUGAAGCAGAAGGCUGGCAAGCUGGUGGAUAUGGCGGCGAACCCGGAGAAGAUCCAGCAGGGCGUUGGGCUGUGGGAUGAUGUCGAGGGGUUGCUGCACGAUCCGAAGAAGAUGCCGGAUGAGAGGGAUGUGUUUGGGUUGGACUUCACGGCCAUGCCUGAGGACUUGCGAAUUCUAAUUCCUACUGUGCAUGUCUAUGGAGCCAAGGACCCGCGCUGGCCCGCCUCGUUGCAGCUGGCGUACUGUUGUGAGAAGAGGAAGUUGUAUGAUCAUGGCGGCGGGCAUGACAUUCCCAGGACAACAGAGGUGUCGGAGAAUAUUGCAAAGUUGAUUCUGGAGCUGACCAACGAGAUAAGGGGUGACUGAAUGGGAAGAUGCAUUGGUUGGUUCGCAGGACGAGCCAGUAUGGGUGUUGGCGCCGUUGCGCGGUUCUAGAGUUAUCAGGUUGAUUGGAAGGGAUAUGGAGAGACCACUAGAAAUAGGGAUAGGGGUCUAGAUAUCCAACCGCCAAUUGAACGAUGUUCAAUGAGG
Messenger RNA from Parathielavia appendiculata, 1485 nucleotides. RefSeq lists its product as uncharacterized. Gene Ontology annotation, biological process: secondary metabolic process. The record is from RefSeq and is a predicted model, not a curated record. Bases 478 to 1320 code for a protein of 280 amino acids. Gene Ontology annotation, cellular component: cytoplasm; nucleus. The transcript has 2 exons. Gene Ontology annotation, molecular function: hydrolase activity. Lineage: Eukaryota; Fungi; Ascomycota; Sordariomycetes; Sordariales; Chaetomiaceae.